UAUUUCAACCGUACCAUUGGGCAAGGAGAGGGCUUCGCCGACGCCCUCACUUACCUCGCUAAUCACCGAUGCACAAACUCUCACUUUCACUCUCUCUCUCCCCCGCCUCGUUUUUUCGUGACACAAGAACAUCACUUUCCUCCGUAUAACAAUAGCUCAAUUACAAAUAAAUUCAGGAAAGCAUUGAAAUAUUGUUUUUAGUCAAGAGUUGUUUGUUUUCCUAUGAUUAUGCAAAUGCCCAGAUGGAGAAACGUGAUUUUACUCAAGAAUUCUUUGGUACCAGCUUCAUCACAAUCAAUAACAACAAGGACCCAUUUUGCUUCAAUUCAUUCUACACCUAUUGCAUGCGAGAAACGGAAGAGCAAACGGGUUGAUGAUAACAGAGGAUCUCAAAAGCCAUCUAAGGAUUACAUAAAAUUUGUAAGACGCCAAAAACGUGCUGAUGAGAAGAGAGCAUUGAAAGACCUUCUCUACAAUAAUGGACCUCUUAGAAUAUUUCAGCACAAGGACCCAGUAUGGUCAUCCGAUGCAGAGCCACCAUUUGGCUCCAGAAAAAGGAAUGAAAAGGCUUAUGCUCGAUCUGCUAAGAAAUAUCACCAAGACAAAAUAAGAAGUAAGCUAAGAAGAGAGAGUUCUGCAGAGGACUCUGGCGAUCCCGAGACAGUUUUUCAUGCAACAUUUGGAAACAGAUGGUAUACGUGGUCUAAUAAGUCUUUCCAAGGAGAACCAUCUGGAUUUGAGUGGAGAGAGCCUCCAAAGUGGAAGGACCAAAGAUACAAAGAAUGGGAUGCUAAUCGAGAAACAGAGUCUGGCAACGCAUCAAAUUCUUUGGGAUCACAUUCUGACAGAACAAUCCUUGGUCUGCCUCUAACCGGUCCUUUAAAGAUUGAAGAUGUUAAGAACGCUUUCCGCUUAUCAGCUUUAAAAUGGCAUCCGGAUAAGCAUCAAGGUGCUUCACAGGUGUGAAAAAUCCUCGGGGGAGAUACCUAUUGUAAAAGUGCAGCUGCCGAAGAGAGAUUCAAACUUUGUGUUAACGCAUACAAAUCAUUAUGUGAUGCUCUCGCCUGAGUUUAAGCACCAGGCUGCAACUGAAUUCCUCACUGUUAGUCGCCACCUUUUUCUUACUGGAAGCAGCAAUAAUGGAGAAGAGGUGUACUAUAUCAUUUACUUAUAUUUUCUUCACAUUAUUAUAAACUAAUUUUUUUGAUUUUC
Populus nigra (black poplar) is the source of this 1212-nucleotide messenger RNA. RefSeq lists its product as uncharacterized. NCBI's taxonomy places the organism in Eukaryota, Viridiplantae, Streptophyta, Magnoliopsida, Malpighiales, Salicaceae. The transcript is spliced from 8 exons. Bases 223 to 966 code for a protein of 247 amino acids. The record is from RefSeq and is a predicted model, not a curated record.